Messenger RNA from Ruditapes philippinarum (Manila clam), 1272 nucleotides. Its product is annotated as zinc finger Ran-binding domain-containing protein 2-like. The record is from RefSeq and is a predicted model, not a curated record. Gene Ontology annotation, molecular function: RNA binding; lipopolysaccharide binding. Gene Ontology annotation, biological process: RNA processing. NCBI's taxonomy places the organism in Eukaryota, Metazoa, Mollusca, Bivalvia, Venerida, Veneridae.
GUGUGGAAAUGUUAAUUUUGCAAGAAGAUCACAAUGUAACAAAUGUGGAAAAGAUAGAAAAGAAGGAAUUGUGUAUAAGAAAGGUGGACAAGAAAUUGGUAAAAACUUGGCGGAGAAAAGCAAGGGACUCUUCAGUGCCGAUGACUGGCAGUGUAAAACAUGUGGGAAUGUAAAUUGGGCAAGACGAAUGACGUGUAACAUGUGUAAUACUCCAAAAUAUGGCAAGCAGGAACAGCGAACUGGAUUUGGUGGUGGCUACAUGGAAAGAGACGAAGUUGUGGAGUAUAAAGAACGAGUUGUUGAUGAUAAUGAUGAAUAUGAUGAGUUUGGCAGAAAAAAGAAAAAAGGUAGACAAUCAAUUGAUGAAGUACAAAAGAAAUAUCCUGAUAAUGAUGAGGAGGAAAAUGACAGCAAUGAUGAUGAGGGAGAUGCUUCAGCAUACAAACUUGACUCGGAUGAAGAAGAAGAGGAUGAUGAUGGAGACCUGGGGCAGUAUGAUCUUGCUGCAAGUGAUGAUGAUGAUGAUGAUGAUGAUAAAAAUGUGUCCCGUGGUAAAAGGUCAAGGUCACGGUCAAGUUCAUCCAGUUCUAGCUCACAAUCCUCUCGCAGCUCAAGUUCAGGUUCAUCAUCAACAUCCAGAUCGAGGUCAAGGUCAAAAGACAGAAAGCGUGCUAGAUACUCACGGUCUAGGUCCAGGUAACGGGUAACAGGGGUACUGGUAAAGGUCAAAGGUCAUCAUCGCGUGGUAGAAAUUACAAGGAAUCCGAAGAUUCAAGAGCAAGCUAUGAGUCGGAUGGCAAGAAAUAACAAUGGCUGACUGGUCAAGGUUUGAUUGUUAAUGAAAAUGAAAUGAAUUUAGCUUUCUUCUCCUAAAUUGAAUAGUAACAUUAAAUAUUCUAUAGUAAUUCUAAUCAGAAAUUUUGUCCCCAACAAACUUUUCUAGAUUUUAAGCAGGGGCAAUUAUUUGUGAAGAGUGGUAGUUUAUAUAUGUUUUUUUUUCUACUUCACUGAUUGAUUAUUGAUGUGUUGUCAUUUUUAGCAGACAGACAGACGGACACCAAAACCAAGCUUUCAAGUACCAAGAGAAGGAUGUUGACUAUACAGCUAAAACAAAACAUGAGAAAUUAUUUUCUCGCCUGCUUCCAUUUUGGAUCAUUGCAUGAAAAUAUUUCUACUAACCACAAUGCCAUGCUUGUUAAUAAUAUUUGAUAUGAGUUGUAUAAAUAUUUUGAAUGCUUGAUCAUGUGGAAAUUAUUUCUGAUGGAUCAUUUA